UCUGCAGUGCAGAUGAUUGAAAGGCUUCAGUUUUGGCGGGUGUUUUCCCACAGUCUGUCCCGCGGAACCGGAAGCAGCGCUGUGUGCACAGCAGCUUCUACAUCAACAUUUAACCACCAGACUCCUGCAAGAGUUUCUUUCACCUGUGAGAGCUUCAGGAUCGCCGCGAUACUCGAUUAGUUCCUCAGUCUUCAUUAUCACCAUGCCAGCCGCACUUGCAGAUACCAGUCAGAUUAUCUGCGAGGUCUGGGCCAGCAAUGUGGAGGAGGAGAUGAGGAAGAUACGACAGAUUAUUCAAAACUACAACUGCAUCGCCAUGGACACUGAGUUUCCUGGAGUGGUGGUCCGUCCCAUUGGAGAGUUUCGCAGUACUGUUGAUUAUCAAUACCAGCUCCUGCGUUGCAACGUGGACCUUUUAAAAAUCAUCCAGCUUGGCUUGACGUUCAUGAAUGAAGAUGGAGACUACCCACCAGGAACCACAACGUGGCAGUUCAACUUCAAAUUCAAUCUGACAGAGGACAUGUACUCGCAGGACUCUAUAGAUCUCCUGCAGAACUCUGGGCUGCAGUUUAAGAAGCAUGAGGAGGAGGGCAUCGACACACUCUACUUUGCAGAACUCCUGAUGACAUCAGGCCUAGUGCUUUGUGAAAAUGUCAAGUGGCUCUCUUUUCACAGUGGCUAUGAUUUUGGCUACCUGGUGAAGCUGCUCACAGAUUCUCGCCUGCCAGAAGAGGAACACGAGUUCUUUCAGAUUUUAAACCUCUUCUUCCCUGCCAUCUACGAUGUCAAGUAUCUUAUGAAGAGCUGCAAAAACCUCAAGGGGGGACUCCAGGAAGUGGCAGACCAGCUGGAACUGAAGAGGAUCGGCAGGCAGCAUCAAGCCGGCUCAGACUCACUGCUCACUGGAAUGGCUUUCUUCCGCAUGAAAGAGCUGUUUUUUGAAGACAACAUUGACGAUGCCAAGUAUUGUGGGCGGCUCUACGGUCUGGGAUCAGGUUCCACUCAAAGUCAGAAUGGAAUCUCCAGCUCCUCGCAGGAGGAAGCCAACAACAAGCACUGACCAAAUGAGCUAGUGACAAUGACUAAGUGGAUGAUGCACUUGUUUUAAUCCCACCCAUCAGAUAUUCUUUUUCCUAUUCCUUACAAAGAUGAUUUCAAAUGAUUCAUGCAUUCUAAUGACACAUUGGGAAAUGCCUACAAGCUAUAUCUUGGAUUCUGUUCUAUUCGGUAGUCCACCACACUGCAACGUUCCAGGACUGCAGAGAUGUUCCUGUUACUCAUCCGCUGCUUUUGAAAAUAUUUUAUCUUUUUGUUUUACAGUAUUAAAACGCAAUGUUUUAAGCAUGGGACCAGCGCUUGUUUAUCUUACUGCUAAUUGGCAUUUUAAUAUGCUCACCAGCAGUCAGCAGAAUCCUUUUUAGAAAUGUUUUUAUAUUUUCUAGAAAGGCUCAAGAUUUAAUUGUCUAUACAAUGAUACAAAAUGCCCAUUCAAUGCUGGAACACUGUAUAAUUGUAGGGAUUGCAUUUUAAAAUAUGCUGGCAAGUGUGUAUAUGAAAAUAUAAACUUUCAAAAAACAUAUUUUAGCAUUUUUUUCUUAUAAGGGUUGUUUUAAAUUCAGUUUUUGGGGAAUUUUUGGGAACAAGAGCAAACUGGUCCUAUGUUUUAAAAAUGUUCAUCAUGAAAUCUUGACUAAUGUUUGUGGUGUGUAUUGUUUUUAUUGCAUUGUUGUUCAAAGCUGGUGUGUAUUAAAAUGUUUUUUAUUGCUGA
Molecule: messenger RNA, 1768 nt
Organism: Myxocyprinus asiaticus (Chinese sucker)
Lineage: Eukaryota; Metazoa; Chordata; Actinopteri; Cypriniformes; Catostomidae
Gene: cnot8
Product: CCR4-NOT transcription complex, subunit 8
Exons: 7
Coding region: 203-1060 (285 amino acids)
Cellular component (GO): CCR4-NOT core complex; CCR4-NOT complex; P-body
Molecular function (GO): nucleic acid binding; poly(A)-specific ribonuclease activity
Source: RefSeq, a predicted model, not a curated record